Oryza sativa Japonica Group (Japanese rice) is the source of this 1443-nucleotide messenger RNA. Its product is annotated as protein gar2. Lineage: Eukaryota; Viridiplantae; Streptophyta; Magnoliopsida; Poales; Poaceae. The record is from RefSeq and is a predicted model, not a curated record.
CUUUUUUCCGCAUCUGAUUAUUUUCGUUCUUUUUUUUUUCGCAUCCGCUUUUUUCCGCCGUAACAGAUGGACAUAGAGAUAGUGAUAGAGAAGAGAAGUAGCAACUCUGUGUAGUUGCUUUGCACGGCCCAAUAACUGCUGCUCGGCAGCUAUAGGCCUCUAGCGCUUGCUCAAGCGCGCCAGCUCGGGCUCGGGCCGGAGAGAACGGAAUGCUUCAUCUCAACAAGGCCCGCGGGCGCAUGACCUAGAUCGAACGUCCCACACUUCUCCACACCUUACGCGACCCCGAACCUAAACCCUCUGCGAAACGCUCCUCCUCCGGACCUCCGCCCACCCUCCCCCAAAACCUGACCUCGCCGACAACACCCGGCGGCGGCGGCGGAGGCGGAGAUGAUCAAGCGGCGGUACUUCCGACAGGACCACGGCGACAAGAGCGGUUCCUCAUCGUCCUCUUCCUCCUCCUCCUCGGGUUCGGACUCGGACAGGGAACCUGCGGAGGAAGCGGCCCCCACUGAGGAAGUAGAGGAACAGCAGGAAGAACAAGAAGAUGAGCAGCAUGUGGGGGAGGAGGAUUCGGGAGAAGAGCAGGAAGAGGAGCUAGAGCCAGUGGUCGAACAAGAGAGUUCAGGGUACCAAAGUGAGUACAGCUCCGGUAACGAUGUUGAUGAACCUUCUGCAGAUAGUGAUGAGCAUAUCAUCCUAAGACAUGAAGAAGAUCCUGAGAUAAAUUCGUCUGUUAAGAGAGCCUCAAGUGGUAAAGCUGAUUCAACCAAAGAUGCAUCUGACACGGAUGAUGCUCUUGAGGUUGAUUUCAAUAACUACAUUCUGAAGUGCAAAUCUGUGUACAAGUGCAAGCUUUGUCCUAGAAUCAUCUGCUUAAAUGAGGAGAUGGUCAGGGUACAUCUUAAAUCAAAGAGACAUGCUCGAUCAAAGAAAUUGUUAGGAGAAGGUAGGCUUAAGUUGAUGCUUAAUAGUGAUGGUGAGUUGGAGGAAGAGCAAGAGACACAUGCUGAACGACAUGCUCGAACUGUAGCUCUUGCUCAGCAAGUACAAAAAUCAAAGAAGGAUUCUGGCAGGCAGCGCCAAAACCGAAGGAGGAAGAAGAGAUCUCAGAAUCAUGUUGAGAAGAAACAGAAGCCACUAACAUCUGACAAGAAAAAACGCAAAAUUGAAAAGUAAAGUGGAUGGUCAGAAAUGUUACAAGUUUUUCCCCCUUUCUCAAUUCGCAUAUGCUAACUUUUAGAGGUAAAAUCAUGUGAUGUUUCUCGAGCCUUUGCUGGCUGUUUUUUGGUGGUCGCAUAUGCCAUCUUUUAGAGGUGAAAUCAUGUGAUGUUUCUCGAGCCAUUUCUGGCUGUGUCUGUGUAAGAUUUGUUAGCGACAAUUUGCUGAUACUAUGAGAUCACGUUGAAUGGGAAAUUAAUUGUCUCGCUUUUUUCACUUUCA